Messenger RNA from Oryctolagus cuniculus (rabbit), 936 nucleotides. Its product is annotated as olfactory receptor 8S1. Gene Ontology annotation, cellular component: membrane. Gene Ontology annotation, biological process: G protein-coupled receptor signaling pathway. Gene Ontology annotation, molecular function: G protein-coupled receptor activity; olfactory receptor activity. NCBI's taxonomy places the organism in Eukaryota, Metazoa, Chordata, Mammalia, Lagomorpha, Leporidae. The record is from RefSeq and is a predicted model, not a curated record.
AUGGCCCCGAGGAACCACAGCACUGUCGAGGAGUUCAUUCUGACUGGGCUGUCCGAGGACCCGCACGUCGAGGCUCUACUCUUUGUACUCUUUCUGGGGAUUUAUCUCCUGACCAUGACAGGGAACUUGAUGAUGCUUCUGGUGAUUGGAACCGACUCCCACCUCCACACCCCCAUGUACUUCUUCUUGAGUAACCUGUCAUUCCUGGACCUCUGCUUCUCCACUGUCACUGUGCCCAAGCUGCUGAAGGACCUCUUGUCUGAGAAGAAAACCAUCUCUGUAGAGGGCUGCCUGACUCAGGUCUUCUUUGUGUUUAUCACUGCAGGGACUGAAGCCUUUCUGCUCUCAAUGAUGGCCUAUGACCGCUACGCCGCCAUCUGCCACCCGCUGCUCUAUGGCCAGAUGAUGAGCAUAGAGCUCUGUGUGAAGUUGGUGCUGGUCUCCUGGGGCCUGGCCUCUCUUAACUCAGUGGUCAUUGUGCUCUUGGCGGUCAAUCUGGACUUCUGUGAGGCACAAACCAUCCACCACUACACGUGCGAGCUGCCCUCUCUCUUCCCUCUGUCUUGCUCUGACAUCUCCAUCAAUAUAGACAUCUUGAUCUGCUCCACCUUACUUCAUGGGCUUGGAACCUUCCUCCCAAUCUUCUUCUCCUAUGCCCGCAUUGUCUCCACCAUCCUGAGUAUGCGCUCCACCACAGGCAGGAGCAAGGCCUUUAACACCUGCUCCUCACACCUCCUUGCAGUGGUCCUGUUUUUUGGGUCAGGUUUGGUUCGCUAUCUUAUGCCCACUUCAGGCUCCUCCCUAGAUUUACUGUCUUCCUUGCAAUACAGUGCCGUCACACCCAUGCUGAAUCCCCUCAUCUACAGCCUAAAAAAUCAGGAAGUACAGGCAGCAAUGCAAAGGACAUUUGGGAAGUACCUACAUUAUUUUAGGUAA